AUGUGGUCAAAGGGGAGUACCAAGGAAACACCUCUCUCCUCUGAUGGAGAUCUCAAUGGCGAUGUUCUUAUUGGUGAUGAUUUUAGUGGUGGUGUUUAUAUUAGCGAUAUUCCUAUUGGCGAUACCCAUAUUGGUAAUAUCCUUCGUGGUGAUGCUUCUAUCGUUGGUACGCUUAGUGGCGAUGAUGCCGUUAACAAUCCAGGUGGCGAUACUUCGGGUGUUCUUGAUGCUGAUGAUGACGACGCUGGUGCUACUGCUAAUGAUCGUGGUCAGACAACAACAUUUGAGCCUCUGCCAGAAUCAUACAAGAUGCGCGCUGAAGAUGUCGACCUUGGUUCUGGCCAAUUUUUGAGGCGAAAGAUCACUUUGAAAGACAAGAAAACAACAGAAGAAGGAAACAAGGUUCAAGAAAUUGAGCAACAAUUGUCGAAAUCUAGUGUGUUGAGAGCCAAAGAGGCAGAGGAUGUCAUGUCAAAUCCUGCUGCACACAAAAGCAAUGGCCAAGCAUUGCGAGCGUUCUACCACUCAAAGAAGCAGAGUACUCUCUCUAACAAGGUAGAGCGUAUCGAUAGACGUUUCCGUUCUCGUUUUGCUUCGCGUGAAAGAUUCUUUUGUGCUAGUGUUCGAUCCCAAACGUUACUUGCAAUGCUCAUUGGAGAUCGUGGUCUUUGUAUCGGCUCUCGUUUGAAGGGUCAUAUGAAGUAUAGUGGAAAAUGGAAACCUCUCUUACAUUCAUCUGUCGCCACUGUGCAUACUACCGACGAACACAAGACAUCCCAGACGUGCAUGUACUGCUUUGGUCCCAACUUUUAUCACACACAAACCACCAAAGCAAAGGAUGGUAAGACCAAGACGAGGUCCAUUCGUGAUGCAUUCAUGUGCUUAAAUCCUGCCUGUAUAUCUGUUCUCAAUCACAGAGCUAUUCAAGGUAGAGACAAGACAUCUGUUUUGGCCAUCGCUGUUUCUGGGCUUUCCACUCUCUUAUUCAAGCAGCCAUUGUCUGUAUCCAAUCCAAAACCCCAGUCAAUCUAA
Messenger RNA from Mucor velutinosus, 1032 nucleotides. RefSeq lists its product as uncharacterized. Bases 1 to 1032 code for a protein of 343 amino acids. The record is from RefSeq and is a predicted model, not a curated record. The transcript has 2 exons. NCBI's taxonomy places the organism in Eukaryota, Fungi, Mucoromycota, Mucoromycetes, Mucorales, Mucoraceae.